UUGAUAUAUAGAUGAAAGCAACCAAAGCUGAAAUGGAGAGUGAAGAAUACAAAGCUGCUGUUUUACUCAAUUGCAUUGGAGACAAGGCCCUGAAAAUAUAUAAUACGUUCGAAUUUCAAGAAUCCAAGGAAAACCAGAACUUCGCAAGUAUAGUGAAAAAAUUUGAAUCCCAUUUCCUUCCCACCAUCAACGUGACUUAUGAAAGAUAUUUAUUUUUUACAAGAGAAAUGAAGGAAAAUGAAUCUGUGGAUGAAUAUGUAACUCAAUUAAAACAUCUCAGUUUGAAUUGUGAAUUCAACAAUUUGAACGACUCAUUGAUAAAAGACAGACUGGUAUUGGGAAUCAAAGAUAAGAACGUGAAGGACAGAUUACUCCGGACAAAAAACUUGGACUUGAUAAAGGCGGUCGAAAUCUGCAAAUCUGCCGAAGUAACACAUAAACAAUUGGAAGUUUUAUGUUCGAGCAACUCAUCGAGCGCGACAAGGACAGAAGAAGUGGACCUAAUGGAAGUGAGGAAGAAAGGAAAAAACAGCACUCAGAGAUAUGGAAGACAGAAGCAGCAGUAUAAAAAAGGAAGUACAAAUGAUAAUAGUAAUUAUAGAAAUAAAAUUUCGUAUAAUAAUUAUUCAAAUCAAUCUUAUGAAUUCAGAUGCACUAGAUGUGGUUCCAUUCAUGGCCCGAAAUCUUGUAGGGCAUAUGGGAAAAAAUGUCAAAAUUGUGGAUUAAUGAAUCAUUUCAGUAAAUUGUGUAAAAAUAAAAAUAUUAAAAAUAUUGAGAUACAUGAAGAAGAAUCAUCAGACAAUGAAGAACUUUUUAUAAGGUUAAUUGAAUUAGAAAACAUAAAUAAAGAUAACUGGACUGCGGAUUUGAAUAUAUUUAAUAAAACAAUUUCUUUCAAAGUUGAUAGCGGCGCUGACGUAAAUGUUAUUCCAUACGUCACUUAUAAAAGUUAUUUUCAAAAUAUAAAAAUAAAUGAAAGUAAAAUAAAAUUAACUGAAUAUACAGGUACUCAAAUUAAUGUUUUAGGUUAUAUUGAUAUCUCAGUAUUGUUUAAAAGUAAAAAAUAUGAUGUUAGAUUUUUCAUUGCUAAAACUAAUGGAAAACCUGUUCUAGGUAGAGAAACAAUAGAAAAAUUGAAUAUUGCCAGGAUAGUUGGAGCCCUAAGUGAUGGUUCCGCCGAAAAUUAUUUGGAAAAAUACAAGGACGUUUUCGAUGGAAUCGGUUGUCUGCCAGGCCAAUACAGAAUAAAAAUUGAUACAACGGUCAAGCCAUGUAUACACGCUGCCAGACGGUUUCCUCAAGCAAUUUUGGUAAAAUUAAAAAAUAAAUUGAAUAAAUUAGAAAAAACAAAUAUAAUUGUUAAAGAAUCAGAGCCAACAGAAUGGGUAAAUUCUCUGGUUAUAGUGGAUAAACCUAAUGGAGAUUUUAGAAUUUGUAUUGAUCCCACAGAUCUAAAUAAGGCAAUAAAACGUGAAUAUUUUUCGGUUCCCACAUAUACAGAUAUCAUUAGUUGUUUGAAAAACGCAAAAGUUUUUUCUGUUCUCGAUGCAAAUAAUGGGUUCUGGAACAUAGCAUUAGACGAGUAUAGUUCAAAGCUUUGCACUUUCAAUACUCCGUUCGGACGAUAUAGAUUCAAAAGAUUGCCCUUCGGUUUAAAAUGUAGUAGUGAAGUCUUUCAGAGAAAAAUAAUGCAGUGCUUUGAGGGCAUCGAAGGAGUUCACAUUUAUGUAGAUGAUAUUUUAGUCUGGGGAAGUUCUAAAGAUGAACACGAUAAAAGAUUAUUGCAAGUAUUAGAAAGAGCGCGUGAAUGCAAUAUAAAAUUCAACUCUAGCAAAUGUCAAUUUUCAUUGAAUGAAGUGAAUUAUAUAGGUCAUAAAAUAACAAGUGAAGGUAUAAAACCAGAUAAUUCGAAAAUUAGUGCUAUCGAAAAUUAUCCAGAACCGACAAACAUCAAAGAAUUACAGUGUUUUUUAGGCAUAAUCAAUUAUUUACAUAAAUUUAUACCAAAUGUAUCUGAAUUAACUGCUCCUUUGAGGGAAUUAUUGAAAAAAGACAUUUUGUUCCGAUGGGGUUUUGAACAAAAGAAUGCUUUCAAUCAAUUGAAAAAAAUAAUUAUCAAAGAACCUGUUCUUAGCUUUUACGAUCCUUCAAAAAAUUUGGUAUUAUCGGUAGAUGCAUGUAAAGACGGUUUAGGGGCAGUUCUUUUACAGGAAGGAAAACCUAUUGGGUAUGCGUCAAGAUCACUCAAUAAUACUCAAAAAUCUUACGCUCAGAUAGAAAAAGAAAUGCUAGCUAUUGUUUAUGGAGUCAAAAAAUUCCACCAGUAUGUAUAUGGUAGAGAAAUAAUCGUAGAAACAGAUCAUAAGCCUCUCAUUCAUAUAUUCAAAAAACCUUUAAUUGAUUGCCCGAUGCGGUUACAAAGAAUGUUACUAGAUUUACAAGUCUAUAAUUUGAAAGUCGUAUAUAAGCCGGGAAAAGAGAUGUAUAUUUCGGAUGCUUUGAGCAGAAUCAAAAUGCCAUAUGAUAGCGCCAAGAUUUUCGAUAACGAGUAUGAAGCUCAAUUAAAUUAUUUGAAGAAGAACUUUCCGAUUACCGAAACUCGAUUGAAACAGUUUGAAAAAGAAACAGAGAAUGAUCAUGAACUUAAAAUCGUAUCAAGUUAUAUAAAACAAGGAUGGCCAGACUCGAGAACAAAGUGUGAGUCAAAUUCAAAAUUAUAUUUCAAUGUCAGAGCGGAAUUAGUGAUGGUUGAUAAUCUAGUUUAUAAAGGAAAUUGUUUGGUAGUACCUAAAUCGUUGAGAAAAGAUAUGUUGAAAUUAAUUCAUUUGAGUCAUAUGGGUAUCACAAAAUGUAUAUUGAAAGCAAAGCAAUAUCUUUAUUGGCCGGGUAUGUACCGUGAAAUAGAAAACACUGUAACUUCAUGUGAAAUUUGUCAAAAAUAUUCAAAGAAUAAUUAUAAAGAACCUUUGAAACCUCACAGGGUACCAGAUUAUCCAUGGCAAAAACUUGGUUGUGAUUUGUAUGAGUUGGGUAGAGAUAAAUAUCUUAUUGUGGUUGACUAUUUUUCAAAAUAUGUAGAAGUCUGUAAAGUGAAUGAUAUAACUUCAAAUACUAUCGUGAAACAUUUGAAAAAUAUUUUUGGAAGAUUGGGUAUUCCACAAAUUCUUAUGUCUGAUAACGGGACACAAUAUACAGCUUUUGAAUUCAAAAAAUUCGCAGAAAAUUGGCAAUUCCAACAUCAUACUUCGAGUCCACAUUACCCACGUUCAAAUGGAAUGGUGGAACGCUCAAUUCAAACAAUUAAAAAUAUUUUAAAAAAAUGUUCAGAAUCCAAAACUGAUUUAGACCUUGCAUUACUAGAUUACCGAAACACUCCAAUAGAUAAUGAUAUUCUUACACCUAGUGAAUUAUUGUUUGGAAGGAAAACAAGAACUUUAAUGCCAGUUAAAAAGUGUUCAUUACAACCGAGAAAUAUUAAUUUUCAAAGACAAAGAAAUAAUUUGAUCCAAAGGCAGAAAAAACAGAAAAUGUUUCAUGAUAGAUCUGUUAGAAAAUUAAGGAAAUUAAAUGUUGAUGAGAAAAUUUAUAUUAAAAAAGGUGAUGUCUGGGUUACAGGCUAUGUUGUGAAAGCUAUUAAUGAGAGAUCAUAUCUUGUAAAAGAAUCCAGCACUGAUGUUGUAAUGAGACGAAACAGAUAUUUUCUUAAACCUUACUAUACUAGGAGUUACAGUUAUUUUUCAGAAACAGAUGAUGAAGAUAGUAGUAAUAUUAAUUCUAAUGUUAAAGUUGAAUUGAAUGAUAAUGAUAAUAAUGAUUGUAUGCAUAGUUCGAGUACUAAUACAAAUGAAAUUGGUGAUACUGUUAGUGAAGAGGGUAAUAUAGAUAAUUUUGAGUCAGUGAAUACAGAUUCCAACACUAGGAGGACUAUUUAUGUAUCCAGGUAUGGACGGAAAGUUCGACGUCCAAAAUAAUAUUAAUUAAAAAUCAAUGUAUUCAAGUCAUUGAAUUUGAUAUAUGCUGUACAUAUAGAAUUAAGUUUUUUAGUUUUGUUCAUUUGUAAAUAAGGGAGAUGUCAUAUGUAAUAACACAUGUAUGUAACGACAGAGAGAGAUUCAAUAAAUCAGUACCAUCUGAGA
Messenger RNA from Coccinella septempunctata (seven-spotted ladybird), 4136 nucleotides. RefSeq lists its product as uncharacterized. The transcript is spliced from 2 exons. Gene Ontology annotation, molecular function: aspartic-type endopeptidase activity; nucleic acid binding. NCBI's taxonomy places the organism in Eukaryota, Metazoa, Arthropoda, Insecta, Coleoptera, Coccinellidae. Gene Ontology annotation, biological process: DNA integration; proteolysis. Bases 12 to 3971 code for a protein of 1319 amino acids. The record is from RefSeq and is a predicted model, not a curated record.